Messenger RNA from Polyodon spathula (Mississippi paddlefish), 1606 nucleotides. RefSeq names its product zona pellucida-binding protein 2-like. Bases 88 to 1125 code for a protein of 345 amino acids. The transcript is spliced from 9 exons. The record is from RefSeq and is a predicted model, not a curated record. Gene Ontology annotation, biological process: acrosome assembly; binding of sperm to zona pellucida. Lineage: Eukaryota; Metazoa; Chordata; Actinopteri; Acipenseriformes; Polyodontidae. Gene Ontology annotation, cellular component: zona pellucida receptor complex; acrosomal vesicle; extracellular region.
GUCAGCUUUUGCAGUGAGGUGAGGUCAUACGCGUUCCUGGAGCGCGCUCGCAGAACAGCUGCGCACGUUCGCACUUUCACAGUUAAAAUGAAAACAGUUUGGACCGGAUUGCCCAGCACUGCCUCCCUGAGAUAUUCAAUAUGGACCUCUGUUUGUUUUCUAUUAAUAGUAAAAGUUUUGCAUUUGGGCGCACAGUUAAACAACACUAUUUUUGGAGGUACAACAACACCAGUAACUGUUUAUGUGAAGGUGCGCCACGACAGCCCACGUUUGAUCUGUAUGACAGAAGAGCUGGCCAGAAGAGAAGUAAUGGAUCCUUUUUUUCUUUGGACCGGACCCGAUGGAAGGAACAUUAAAGAUGAUAGUCAGGUUAACCUUACAAACACAGGUGUGCUCAUUCUAAACCACAUGUUUCAAAGCUACAUGUCUGGAGUUUUCACCUGCACUUUGAGUUACAAGAGCAUGAAGAACGCGAAAGAAAAAUUUGUCGUUCUUAAAUUUUUGAUUUAUGGUAACUCUUUGAAAUAUUUUGUUAUUUCUUUAGGAUAUCGUGACCCUGAUUUUCAGUAUAGGUUCAGGAGCAGGUUUAUUGCUGGGGAUUGCAAGGAUGGAGCAAACAAUUAUUUCUUUGACAACCUGACUGUUGCUUUAAAGCAGCUGGUUGCUAAGCUAACUUGCAGAGUCCUUGACCCUCAAUUUCAAUGUCAUGUUAUGAAGGAGCCAGGCGCAGGCCUGCAAACCAAUCUCUUCAUUACUUUCACAGUGGAUCCUUAUGGAAAAGGGUGGGAGCUAAUAUGUAUACAGUAUCACCAUGACUGUGAAGAUGAAGCUAACAAGAGGGUGAACAUGGCACAAGACCUUGUUCAAAUUUUCUUUGAGAAACAAGCAAGCAUACUCAAUCAGUAUAGUGGGAAGAUGCCCCUUAUAUACUACAUAAACGACAGUUUAACAUCUGAGCGCAUAGACAGCUGUCGACCAGGUUAUGGAAAGAAUAACGAAAUGCACCCGAAUUGCACAGAAUGCUGUGUUGUUUGCGAGCCUGGGACCUACAGCCUAGAUAAUUCUGUGAAGUGUGUGCCUUGUAAAAGCACUCAAGUGAGAAUUUAUGGAGCAACAGCUUGCUAAGUAAACUAUUUUUUUUUUAAUAGUGUUUUUUUUAAUGUAUAUUAUUUAUUGAAAGUGAGGAUCAGGCAUCAACGAAAAUUCUGUAAGUAUGUUAAAUAUCCCUAGGUGAACUGCUGAAUUAAUCUUAUUUGGGGAUUAUACGUCUUUUAAAAUAUGUUAUAAUGUUCUAUCUUCAAUAAAACUGUAUUACAGUAAAACAACAUAGGCACUUACCAAUACUAGCCUAGUCCUUGCAAUCCCCAGUGGCCUAGUUUGAAGGCAUUACUGGUUUAUUAAUGAAUUAUAACUUAAAUUAGACAUUGACAUAUAUUUAUUAUAGACUAGUAAUGAUAAAUACCAUUGCUCUUUUAAGAUACAGUCACCUCUCUGUGAACAGUAGCAUUUCUCUUCUCAGCGUUGGAGAUCAAGUCUCUCAAUGGAAGGAGCCAAAAGAAAACGCAAUGAAAAGAAAUACAAAACAUAAUAAAAAGAAGAUUUGUAA